AUGUCUCGAAUUCUAGAAGAUGACGCUGACUAUCAACUUAAUCAAGAUCUAUUAAUUUUACAUAAAAUAGUUAAUGUAAAAGAGCAUGGCCACGCUUAUAAAGCUUCGUUAUGUGAUGGUGAUUGUUUGAUUGAAAUCAAUGGACAUGACGUCAGAUCCAGAUCUUAUGUAGAAUGUGUAACACUGCUUCAAAAUACUGGAGAUAAGUUAACAAUCAAAGUGAUCCGCUGUUCGGAAGAAAAUACUGUUGUUAGUUCAACAGUGCAAACAUCGAUCGUAGAUGAUACCGUACAACCCAGUGGAGAAGAACGAAUCAGUAGUAUCAAUAUUGUUGACUUUUUAAAACCAGAUCGUUGUAUUUAUUCCAUCAAAGUUAAUUAUAAUGAUUCUUCAAUUGUUCGAUGCUUCGAUUUUCUUAAACCUUAUUGUACAAAUCCAGAUGGUCCUUUACAUCCUACAUUCAAUACUAUUGUCGAUCAACCAUUAGACACAACUACACUUUCUCAAAUUUUGAACAAUCGAGUUGUACCAGCUGAUGCUCUCACAGUAUAUGUUGUUGAUAGUCUUAAACGAUAUCAUGCUCUCAAUGAUAUAAUCACUCUUCUUUCCAAUGAUCUAUACUCGCUAUUAAAAGCAAAUACUAUAAAUGAAUGCGCAUCAUUGAUUGAGCAACUUACAAAAAGAGUUCUACUUGUUCAAACUCUUGAAAAUAUGCCAUAUGAUAGUCAACGUUUUCUAUGUAAUUUCAUUCGAAAAAAUGACUUACCUAUUCCAUUAUCAUAUCGAAUCUGGGAUUCAACGGAAAAGACAAUGUACCAUCGAAUCAAUUUUAAUUGCUUGAUGGAAGUAUUAUGCUUGACUGAUCUUCAUGCGAUUCUACAAUUUGGAAGUCCAUCGGCUUCAGGUUUAGGCAAAACAAGUCUCAUCGGAUAUUUCUGCCAUGAUAAACGACUUGAAUCACUUUUUACUGAUGCUUCUGAUAUGUCUUGGCGAGAUGGCUGUAUGGAUGUUCUCUUUACAGACCGGUUUACUGUUUUUGAUGUUCAUGGUACAGCCACAGACAUUAGAUUAAUUCGGUCAAUACAACCUUAUACUUAUGUUCAGAUUAUUUAUGUGACUGAAGCUGAUUUAAACACGAAUUUCCUAGAAGAAAAUGCUAUGGGUAAUGCUCCACAUAUUUCAACUAUUGUAGUUAUUUUUGAUCGUAAUUAUGAUAAUCAUGAACUAUCGAUGAAAUUGAUCAAGAGUUUCGAAGAAAAAUUCAAACAUUGGACUAAUACACAAUGGGCUUCAGCGCCCAUGGUCAAUACAUCCAAUAACCUAUCAGCAAUCAAGAAAAAAAUACGUAAUCAACAAUUGUACGAGACGUUUGAUCACUUAUUAAAACAAAUUAAACCUUAUGGUCAAGAACCAUUAUUUCGAAGUUGUUUUCAAAUUCAAUCGUCUUUCUAUGAAACUAACGCGGGUUUAGCACCAAUCAAGCUUGUAUUCGAUAUCGAAAAGAAACUCCAUCGUCUUUUUUCUAAUCUUUCGGAUACGACAGAGAAUCUUCGUCUAGUUACACCUCAUACUUAUCAACAAUCAAUAGCUCGAGUACCAAAUGCAUCAUUGCCUGAAUUGCUUCCAUCUGAAACAAUCACAUUAAAUUAUUCUAGUAAUGACAUUUCUCAACGUAUUCCAACAAGUUGUAUCCUCAAUGAAUAUCAUGCUUUUACUAUUUUAUUAUUGAACGAUCGAACUUACAUUGAAUUGCUUAUUGUCGAUGCCUAUUUAGAAAAGUGGAGAGCAGCUUAUGCACCUAAUUUACGACAAACACAGUUGAAAUUCCGUGAAAAAGUUUCAAAAGCUUUGCGACAGUUAAAACAAGCCGAACGAGAAAAUGUAACAUCAUCUGAAAUAACUAGUUUACGUGAAAAUUAUGAAAGUUUACUUAAUCAACUAAAAGAAGUCGAUAUUCGUUUAGCAAAUGUUGAUUUAACAUUUGGCUUAUUAUGUGAUGAACUGUUUUCUCUCUGGGAUACUAUUCAUCGAACACAAUCAUCGAAUGAAAUAAAGAAAUAUCAAAAAGAGUUUGAUCUUGUUGCAACUAAAUUAACAGAACUUGUUUAUAAAGGUUUUGCUUUACAUAUUCUUCGUGGUCGACCAUUAAAAAGUCAUAGUCGACUAUUAAAAAUGUGCAUUGAAAAAUUGACUUCAAGAGAGUCUGUUGCCGUUCUAACUGUUGUAGGAGAACAAUCAUCGGGCAAAUCGUCGUUACUGAAUUCAACAUUUGGUUGCAAUUUUCGUGUCAGUACUGGUCGUUGCACACUUGGUUUAUAUCUCGGUCUUGCGUAUUACAAAAAUAUGGCUAUUAUAAUUAUUGAUAGUGAAGGACUCAUGUCAUUAGAAGAGUCAGGCUCGAUUUUCGACAAUCAAAUGGUCACAAUGGCAAUACUUUCCUCCAAUGUAGUAAUUGUCAAUCAUAAAGGUGAACUAGGCGCUAGCCUCGAAGGUCUCAUAGGUAUGAGUUUGUACGCUAAAAUUCAAAUUCAAAGUUCACCAAUCAAGCCAGCACUUCUAUUUGUUUUACGUGAUCAAAACGAUCGAAAUAUGGACAUUUUUCAACAACAACUUGGGACAUUUAAAGAUAACAUUCAAACAAACGGAAAAUUUCUACAAAUCUGUAUCGAUGAUGAACUUGACAUGGCAAAUAUUGUUCUUUUGCCUGGAGCAUACACCGAAGAUAUUAAUUCAGAUUACGGUAAGGUAAAACAAUGGCGUACCGAAAAGUUCUCUAGGGAAAUCAAUGAAUUCCGAAAGACUGUAUUUAAAUGUCUUGAAGAACACAUACAGGAAACAGUAAAUACUAAGGAUAUUCAACAUAAUUCAUCGGAUGCUACGAUAUUGCGCAAAUAUUUUGAUACUUAUCUUUAUUCAAAGUUAACAACAAAUUGGAAAUCAAUUGAUGAUCUUGGAGUAGGCUUACUUCAAUGUCAGAAUUUAUAUGAAUUGAGUAUUCAAAAUGAACUUAGAUCUAUUGCUGGUAAUAUCAUUGUCGAACGACAAAAUCGAUUACAAAGAAUAGGAAGUGAUUUAAUUCAAACAUUGAUCAAGAACAAUGAUCAAUGUAUGUACACAAAUUUAAAUACAAAUACCAGUUUAGAACUUCAUUGUUGGGUUAAAAAUAUUGUGAAGAACGGAAAUAUAGAAUUAAAUAAAGUUAUUGAUGAACAAGUUGAAGGUGCUCUCAAAGAUUAUCAUGAACAAACACAACAUAGUUACUUUGCAAAAAUGAAAAGUCAUGAGGCAACGAUUGAGGCCAGUAUUAAAAAUAUACGACAAUAUCUAUACGAACAACUUGAAACGCGUGCUUUAGAAAUGGCAUUAAAAAUGAGACAAGACUAUUAUCGAAGAGAAUUAUUUGAUAUAAAAGUAAAAUCAGAACAAUUCAACGAUCUUACUACCAAAUUGAAUCAACGUGUUCAACAAUUAGAGAUAGAAAUCACUGACAGUCUUCAAGCAUAUAGACGAAGUAAAGAAGCCAUUGCGAAAUCUGUUUUAGAUGUAUACAGAAAUCUUAGCGAAACUAAAAGUCCAAAAAAGCAUCGUAAUAGUGCUUAUAAUCUAUGUCAAUCACUAGACUACAACAAAUAUGUUGAAACUAUUAAAGAGUUCGAUAAUAUCAUUAAUAGAUAUAUGAAGUCGUACAUUGAGAACAAUGGACGCUUCCAUCUGUCACAAGAAACUGCAACUCCUCAGUCACCUUUUCCACUAGCUGAACCUAUAUUUCCUUCUUCUCAUCCGUUAGAAGAUUUAAAUGUAUAUAAAUGGUUUAACAAUAUCGAUGAUCUAAAUAAAAAGCAACAAACAAUGCAUUUCGUUUUUCGUGUCCUAUUGAGUAGAAUCAACGAUCGACUUGAGAUUUUUCCUUUACAUUUGGUAUAUUCAGAUCCUAAAAUGGUUAAUGAACUUAUUGAAACGAUUGAUGAUGAAAUUAAUUCAGCUAAAAUAGAUUUGACUCAUAUCAAUAGAACAGUAUUGGUUCAUGACCUUAUUAUCUUAAUAUUAUACAUGCUUGUUGAAAAAACAAAUCAACGAUUCGAAUUCAAAAUUAAUCUAUUAUUAAGUGACACACUAAAUGAUCUUAAUCAAGUAAAACAAAAUCUUCUCGAUCAAAUAAAUAAAGAUGAAACAUCAAAUAGUCAAGCACAACUUUUCCGUCGCAUAGUUGGAAAAGAAAUUAUUCAUCAAGUAAAACGAAUCAAUCGACAAAACUUAAUCGAAGAGAUUCUUACAAAAUUCAAUGAAUAUUGUUUAAUUCAUCCGACGGAUAUUACACGGCAAAUUUAUGCAGAAAGUAUUGCUUCAGAACCAAUCAAUCCUUCCGCAAUACUGAAACUUGUUGCAGAUCCGAGCUAUUUUUGUUUCGAACUUAUUUAUCUAAUAAUCAAGAGAUUUUCUCAACAAAAUAUUGAUCUCUAUUGGAAUGAUGUUGCUUCCGCGUACGCUGCAUAUAUGGCUAUGACUAGAGACAUUAUUUUGAGUGACAAAUGUACUGACACUCAUGUACUACACAAUAAAAUACUUCAACAGAUUGUUUUUGAAAUACCUGAUUUUCAAGCUUCACGUACAAUUGAACUAGAACGAAAAAUUGCCGAUCCAGAUCAUUUUCAAGAAUAUUUCAAAGACCUUGAUUUAUUUCAAAGUGAGAACGAUAGUGUUCUAUUACAACAAUUAGCUAAAGUUUCAGAAGACUUUAGUCAAACUUUAUCACCCGAAUGUUUUGAAACAUUAAUCUAUCGAUCCAUUGGUUGCACAUCACGGUGCCCUGGUUGUGGUAUCAAAUGUGAACUGCCAGCCAAAAUUGACUUUUCAGAAGAACAUCAUCACUAUAGUCAACAUCAUCUUCCUAUGGCUUUUAAUGGAUGGCCCCGGGAUGAUCAAUUUCAUCCACAUUUAUCUAUGUGCUAUCAACAGUGGAAAACGAAAACAUUGUUUCGAGGCGAUACUGCAAUGUCUAGCCCGGAAGAAUUUUUUUCAUCCGAAGCAUCGGACUGGCUUGAAGAUGUCAAGAAGAAAAGUGAAACUGGAGAAGCUCGUUUGGAACGUUAUCCUCUACUUGAGCAACGUCGUGCAUGGAUGGCUGUACGUUAUAAGUUACUCAAAGAUUUUCAGUUGCAAGAUCAGGAAAGUUAUCAUACGGGUGUUUAUCCAACAUCUAUUGUUAGUGUCCCCAACGAUGUUGAAGUAGUGUGGAACCAAUUAUGA
Rotaria socialis is the source of this 5247-nucleotide messenger RNA. The record is from the annotation of a GenBank genome assembly. Lineage: Eukaryota; Metazoa; Rotifera; Eurotatoria; Philodinida; Philodinidae.